Colletotrichum higginsianum IMI 349063 is the source of this 726-nucleotide messenger RNA. RefSeq names its product Small secreted protein. The coding region runs from base 1 to 726 and encodes 241 amino acids. The record is from RefSeq and is a predicted model, not a curated record. The transcript is spliced from 2 exons. Lineage: Eukaryota; Fungi; Ascomycota; Sordariomycetes; Glomerellales; Glomerellaceae.
AUGUACUUCUCCAAGAUCGCCGUUCUCCUCGCCCUUACCGCCACCGGCCUCUCUGCCCCGGUCGAUGCGGUCGACAAGCGUCAGGCCAAGCUUCUAUCUGUCCAGGACUACUCCCAGUUCCAGGUGUCCGACGGCACUGGUGGCAACGCUCUUGAGGAGGUCGCUCAGAAGUUCCCUAUCGACCAGAUCAAGGCCGACCUAGCGGGCGUGAGCAAGGACGACCUUGAUAUCCUUAAGGCCGCUCGCGUUGCCGCCGAAGGCGCCGAGGCGGACGCCGGCGGCUUCAACGACGCCAUCGCCGCGGCUUCCGGGGCAGAUGCCGACGCCCUCAGUGUCGGAAAGAUCAAGAACAAGUGCCUCAAGCUCCAGCUCGAGGUCCUGGCUCUUCAGGUCGAGCAGGCCCAGGGUGCCGACAACCAGGCCAAGAUCGAUGCCGAGCAGAAGAAGCUGGACAACAACGUCAAUAUCGACAAGGGCAACGCCGGCAAGGCGAGCAAGAGUGUCGCCUUCAGUGCUACCUCGCAGCCCAAGGGCGGUAAGGCCGGUGCGGCCGGCAAAGCCGAUGCGGCCGGCAAGGCUGGCAAGGCCGACAAGACCGCCAAGGCCGACAAGGGCGCAAAGGCCGACAAGACCGCUAAGGCCGACAAGACCGCCAAGGCCGACAAGACUGACAAGACCGCCAAGGCUGGUAAGGCCGACAAGGCUGCCAAGGCCGACGAGAACUAA